Aspergillus oryzae RIB40 is the source of this 1911-nucleotide messenger RNA. RefSeq names its product putative FAD monooxygenase. Lineage: Eukaryota; Fungi; Ascomycota; Eurotiomycetes; Eurotiales; Aspergillaceae. Bases 1 to 1911 code for a protein of 636 amino acids. The transcript has 3 exons. The record is from RefSeq and is a predicted model, not a curated record. Gene Ontology annotation, molecular function: FAD binding.
AUGGCUCAAACACAAGAGAAAUACGAUAUUGUCAUCGUGGGCGCAGGCCCUGUUGGUAUUCUUUUGUCCCUGUGUAUGUCACGAUGGGGUUACAAGGUUAAGCACAUCGACAACCGCCCAGUUCCCACUGCCACAGGUCGCGCCGAUGGUAUCCAGCCUCGUUCCACUGAGAUUCUCCGUAACCUCGGCCUGAAGCGCCAGAUCAUGGCCUACAAGCCCGCUAAGGUUUACGAUGUCGCAUUCUGGGAUCCUCUCCCCGGCGAACAAGGUAUCCAUCGCACUGGCAGUUGGCCUAGUUGCCCACGUUUCAUCGACACCAGAUAUCCUUUCACAACCCUUGUUCACCAGGGAAAGAUCGAGCGGGUAUUUUUGGACGAGAUUGAAAAGGCCGGUACCACAGUCGAGAGACCCUGGACUAUUACCGGAUUCAAGAAUGAUGGCUUGGACGAGACAUACCCCGUCGAGGUGCAGCUGAAGUGCCUUGACACCAACGUCAUCCAAACAGUUCGCUCUAAGUACCUCUUUAGCGGUGAAGGAGCCCGGAGUUUUGUCAGACAGCAGCUUGGUAUCCAGAUCCAUCACAAGGAUCCUAUCUCUUAUGUGUGGGGUGUUAUGGACGGUGUUGUGAGGACAAACUUCCCUGAUAUUGAGACCAAGUGCACAAUCCACUCCGACGCUGGUUCGAUCAUGGUGAUUCCCCGUGAGGACAACAUGGUCCGUCUGUAUGUCCAGAUUGCUUCAUCCUCGGACCCCGACUUCAACCCAAGAAAGACGGCGACUGCGGAGGAAGUCCAAGAGGUUGCGAAGAAGAUUCUGAAGCCAUACUGGGUUGAAUGGGAUCGCGUAGAGUGGUACUCUGUCUACCCUAUUGGGCAGGGUAUCUCCGAGAAAUAUACCCUGGACGAACGAGUCUUCAUGGGCGGUGAUGCCUGCCACACCCACAGCCCCAAGGCCGGCCAGGGUAUGAACACUGCAUUCCACGACGCUUUGAACAUGGCUUGGAAGCUCCAUGCUGUCGAAUCUGGACUCGCCGAUCGCUCCAUUUUGAGCACUUACGAGACUGAGCGCAAGGACAUUGCAGAGACUUUGUUGAACUUUGAUGCGAAAUACGCUUCGCUGUUCUCCAAGCGUCGUCCCACUGCUGGAGAGGUUGGCUCUGCUAGCCAUGCCACCGUUGCGUCUGGCGGUGAAGAGGAGGAUGAGUUUGUUAAGACCUUCAAAUCAUCAUGCGAAUUUACCAGCGGUUACGGUGUUGCCUACAAGCCCAACAUCUUUAACUGGGAUUCUAGCCACCCGGCCAAGUCGUCUCUGUUCGAAGUUCCCGGCGUGAGACUGGCCGCCGGACGCGCUUUCACGCCGUCGACAGUUACUCGACUGGCAGAUGCCAACUUUGUGCAUUUGGAGCAAGAGGUGCCAGCCAAUGGUGCAUUCCGUAUCUUUAUCUUCGCAGGUAAACAGGAGAAGACAAAGAAGGCCAUCACAGACCUUGCGGCAAACCUGGAAAAGGAGCGCUCGUUCCUGUCGGUCUACCGCAGACCCGAUAUUGCUGAUGUUUCAUUCUUUGAGCGUCACCAGCCUCACUCCAAGCUCUUCACCCUCUGCCUGGUGUACGCUGCGCAGAAGAACCAGGUUGACAUGGAGGCUGUGCCCCAGAUUCUCCGCGAUUACCACCACCACAUCUAUGCGGACGACAUCCCCGACGUGAGAGUCCCUAAUGCCAAGUUCGCCGCACACGAGAAGCUUGGCUUUGACCCCGAGAAGGGAGGUGUGGUUGUCUGCCGCCCAGACAGCCAUGUUGCCUGUACCGUGCAGUUGGUCGAAGGCAGCGGCACCGCGGAUGCCCUGAACGCCUACUUUAACGCUUUCUCAACCAAGCCGUUGGGCCAGGACCAACAGCAAAGCCGUCUUUGA